Molecule: messenger RNA, 732 nt
Organism: Thrips palmi
Lineage: Eukaryota; Metazoa; Arthropoda; Insecta; Thysanoptera; Thripidae
Exons: 5
Coding region: 1-732 (243 amino acids)
Source: RefSeq, a predicted model, not a curated record
AUGUUCACUGUGUUCACCAUUAAAAACAAGUCAAACUCCCCGGAGAAAAAUAUUUUGCAGAGGCCUGGCGAGUUCGUUCUUACUUUUUAUUGCUCAGCUCACCAAUUUUCCAACCUUGGAGACAACCUUCCCAUGGCUCGCAACUUAGCAGACGAAAAUUGGGUCCCCUUUGGCCUGUAUUCUCAAGUCAGUGAAGGAUGCACAUGCAUCCCAGCUAUUCAGAACGUGAAGAUGGACGCCAGAAAGAUUGCGGCGAGGGCCUCUAUUUCCGUCGACGGCGAGCCUCCAAGGCAUCCCUACUUCCGUUUUCGUUCGCCCCCAACUGCCGAGGUGCACAGCGAAGGCGAAGUGGCAGCGGGAAACGCGACCCCUUCGGAGCCAGCGAUCUGCCUCGGAGGGACGCGUGAUGACGCACUGCAAGAUACCACAACAAAACGCGCUGCGGGCGGCGAGAGCGGCGCUGGAACCCGACGCCACACCCCACCCUCCCUGCCCUGCAUCGCUGAAGGGUGUGGCCGAGUGCUUAGUGGCGGCAUGGACAAGCUUCGUCGGCAUAUAAAACUGGUGCAUAAGAAGGACGAAACAGAAAUGCAGGCACUCCUCGAUCAUGUGGCCGAAGUCUUUGGCAUGCGGCAGGGCAACAAGGACAAAAAAACCCGGCCGGAAUGCGGCUGUCAAAUUCCGAUUGAACGGGGGCAUUCAUAUCCAAUUAAGGAGGUACAAGAAACAUAA